Suillus clintonianus is the source of this 1248-nucleotide messenger RNA. RefSeq lists its product as uncharacterized. Gene Ontology annotation, molecular function: RNA binding. Bases 1 to 1248 code for a protein of 415 amino acids. NCBI's taxonomy places the organism in Eukaryota, Fungi, Basidiomycota, Agaricomycetes, Boletales, Suillaceae. The record is from RefSeq and is a predicted model, not a curated record. The transcript is spliced from 8 exons.
AUGACUCGCGAUACAUUUGCCAUCAAGGUUGAGAACUUUCCCGAAAAUGUCAAGUUGAAGGACGUCGAAUCCAUGUUUACUAGCACCGUUGGUCCGGUCCAGCGUGCAGAGAUUCAUCGUGAUGGAACGAACACGCCGUACUGCGUGCUAUGUUUUCUCACACACGAUGCCUUUAAGCAAGACUUGAAAGCUCUACGUAUGUCUGGUUACAGCAUCGGUGGAUCCUCCAUCAUUGUGACACCCGCCAACAAUAACAAAAUGUCGUCCCCAAACGCUGGCAAAAAUUCAGAUGCGCGUCGAAAUCUCUACGUCCUCGGUCUGCCUUUUGAUCUCACUAAGGCUGAAUUUUCCGCUUUGUUUUCGCGUUUUGGCACUGUCAUGCACGCUGUGAUUCUCGCUACUGUCGACAACGCAUCUCGCCGUCGCGGCUUCGUGGUAAUGUCAUGUCAUGAAGAAGCCAAACGUGCAAUGAAUGCGCUCUCGCGAACGCAAAUGAAAGGACACACUCUUGAUGUAUCUUGGGCCGUCGUGCAACGCUCUCAAGGCUUCCUAGAUGGCGCAGACAGAACGAUGAUGCUGGCAUCCUCGAACCCUUCGUCACUCCCCGAAAUGGAGCUCGAUCAUCAACCCGCACCGCCGACCACCAGUUCGCCCCACUACGCUACCAAACAAUGGAAUAUCUCAUUGGCACCCUCCUCGAAGUUGCUGGUAUCAAAGUUGCCGACUCUUCUCUUUGCUCAGGCCAGUGACUUGCAUCCUCUGUUUUAUCCUUUCGGUCCCAUCAAGGAAGUGAAGCUGAUGGAUUCUGCUACCCUCGGCAAUGGAACCACGAGUGCUCUGGUCGAAUAUGUGAACAUCUUCAAUGCUCAGGAAGCCAAAGACGCACUUCAACGGCAGUUCUAUGGGAGUUCACGCCUGGAAGUCCAUUUCAUCCAAGACAAUAUCCAUCCCGUUGAUUCGUCUGCUGCUGCGUAUGCCCAGUCUCCCAUGCUACCGAAAACAUCUGAUGCCGGACUUAAUCCCUUUGCUGCUCCUUUUGUCUUUGGCUCUCGCCGCUUCCCACCCUUGGCUUCCGGUCUUAGCUGUGUUGCGCACGAUUCGUUUGUCGACGACUUCUACUCCCCACCUGGUCUUCCCAGCGAUACCUUUCAUAUUGCCUCAUUCGCGCCGCACCCUGUUACAUAUCAUCUCAAGGCCCAUGUUGCUGAUACGAUUUCCAGAUCCAGCUCCGCAACCAGCUCGAGGUAG